CCCUCGUCUUGCUGAUAGGGGCGCAACGAAAGGCAGCAGUGGUGUGUUUGCACAGAGACGCCACCGCUCCCAUAGUUACAGGGAUUCUGCAGCGACUUGAGCGCAAGGUCCCCAAUCCCGUCUCUGGUCCAAACAGCGACCAGCGGAACGGAUAAUGGGCUUGCUGUCGAUCCUGCGGAAGCUGAAGAGCUCUCCGGAUCAGGAGGUGCGGAUCCUGCUGCUGGGACUGGACAAUGCAGGCAAGACCACGCUGCUGAAACAGCUGGCCUCUGAGGACGUGAGCCACAUCACUCCCACACAGGGCUUCAACAUAAAGAGCGUUCAGUCCCAGGGCUUCAAGCUCAACGUGUGGGACAUCGGCGGCCAGAGGAAGAUCCGACCCUACUGGAGGAACUACUUCGAGAACACGGACGUCCUGAUCUACGUGAUUGACAGCGCGGACAGGAAGCGUUUUGAGGAGACUGGCCAGGAGCUGGCAGAGUUGCUGGAGGAGGAGAAGCUGAGUGGGGUCCCGUUGCUGCUCUUUGCCAAUAAGCAGGACCUGAUGACGGCUGCUCCCGCUGCCGAGAUUGCAGAGGGACUCAACCUGCAUACCAUCCGGGACAGGCUGUGGCAGAUCCAGGCCUGCUCAGCGGUCACCUCUGAAGGAGUGCAGGACGGCAUGACGUGGGUGUGCAAGCACAUAUCCGCCAGGAAGAAAUAGCCAGCGCUGGUCUGAAGAGCGUUCUCUCUCUCUCUCCCUCCCUCCCUCCCUCCCUCCCUCCCUCUGGCUCCACCUCCCAAAGGAUCCCUCUGGCGAGCUCUAUAACCUGUACAACACAACAGAUAACAGAAAAAAAAGAAGGUGGUAUUUAUUUUUCAUAAACACGCCGCGGCCGCUCUCGUUCGUUAUACAGUAGGUACGUGUGGAUCAGAGGCCGGCUUCAGUAGCUAGGGAACGCGUGCCGUGUAGUCUCUAGAACCCGGUGGGCCCCAAACCUUCGGUACUAAAGACCCCUGGGGGCAUUCGGGAUUUCUCGAGGGAUUAUUUAGGAUACGUUUUUCACAGUGCUGUAUUAUUGUAAUUUUAUCUCCUAAUCCUUGCAGAACUAUUAAUACGAGAAAUAUAACUCACAGAGAUAGCGUGCUUGUCUAUUGUAAUCGAAACACGGAGAACGUAAUCUCCAGACUUGGCGGCUUCAGUCUGUUUGCCCGUUUAAACGUCAAAAGGUUCCUGGUCGUUGGCGGAUCUGGAUAACGGGCCACAGUGAAGAACCACCGUUACGAUAAGAAUGUGCUUGAUUUGAAUGUAGUUCAUACUGUGCGUAUGAUGCUCAUUCGAAUAAGUCACAGGUCUAAAUGAAAAGCCCCACAGCGGGUUAAAAUAUGUCCUCUUUCUUUAUUUUUGUGUCCCUCUUUAUAAUGGGCUCUCUGAAGCCACUGAUGAAGAUGUUUUCAAUCUGACCGGUUUUGUAAUGAAUAAAUGGCUGACUUCUGAUGUG
Molecule: messenger RNA, 1481 nt
Organism: Anguilla anguilla (European eel)
Lineage: Eukaryota; Metazoa; Chordata; Actinopteri; Anguilliformes; Anguillidae
Product: ADP-ribosylation factor-like protein 3
Exons: 6
Coding region: 155-703 (182 amino acids)
Biological process (GO): cilium assembly
Cellular component (GO): microtubule cytoskeleton; cytoplasm
Molecular function (GO): GTP binding; GTPase activity
Source: RefSeq, a predicted model, not a curated record